Molecule: messenger RNA, 2312 nt
Organism: Pectinophora gossypiella (pink bollworm)
Lineage: Eukaryota; Metazoa; Arthropoda; Insecta; Lepidoptera; Gelechiidae
Product: sorting and assembly machinery component 50 homolog A
Exons: 13
Coding region: 142-1539 (465 amino acids)
Biological process (GO): protein insertion into mitochondrial outer membrane; mitochondrial respiratory chain complex assembly
Cellular component (GO): outer membrane; SAM complex
Source: RefSeq, a predicted model, not a curated record
AACAGCUAGUUAAGUUAGUUUUACACAGCUGUCAAGUCAAUCCUCCUGUUUAUGUAAUUUUAAAUAAGGAAUUCAAAAUUGCAAUACAAUAGUUAUUGAAUCACGAUCGAAUCUUUUACAAUACAAUAAUAGAACAAUAGGAUGGGCACGGUACACGCAAAGGCGGAGGCGGGAGACAGCGUGGAAGUGGGCGGCAUGUUUGGCCUCGACGACAGCGCGGCCAUUGACGACGACCCACUGCCCAAGCAGAGCAUCAAGCUCAAUGGCGUACGGGCUCGCGUGGACCGUGUGCACGUGGAAGGUCUGUCGCGCACGAAGGAUGACAUCAUACGGAACACUAUUGACGACCUCUUCCACGCUACUGACUUUGAAGACGUUAUCCUGCGCGCGCACAGGGUCCGCCGCGCGCUCGACUCUAUGGGGUGCUUCCGUGACAUCGGCGUGUACAUCGACGUGUCCUCCGGGCCUGGUUCCACGCCCGAGGGGCUCGAGGUGACUUUCCAAGUGAAGGAGCUGUCGCGCAUCGUGGGCGGCGUCAACACCACCGUCAGCGAGAACGAAGGAAACCUGGUGCUCGGUGUGAAGCUGCCCAACGUGCUGGGUCGCGGCGAGCGCGUCGCGGCCGAGUACAGCAUGGGGCACCGCGCCUCCUCCAACUUCAGCAUCACAGCCAACAAGCCGUACCCGCACCGGCCGCUGAACUCCGUGAUCACAGGGUCGGUCUACCAGCAGAACCACGAGUACCCGUGGUCGGGGUACCGGCUGCUGGACCGGGGGCUGCUGCUCGACUUGGCCUUCCACACCUCGCCCGCCACCAAACACAACCUGCAGUGGGAGGGCGUGGUGCGGGAGACCUCUGUGCUCAACAAGACCACCAGCUUCAGAGUCCGAGAGAGCAGCGGUCCACAGAUGAAGUCGAUCCUCCGCCACAUAGUGACGGUGGAGCACCGCGACUCGUCCAUCUUCCCGACGCGCGGCACGUGGCUGCAGUUCAGCUCGGAGGUGUGCGGCCUGGGCGGGGGGGUCGCCAACCUGCGCACCGAGCUGCAGGCGCAGGGGAACGUGGAGCCGCUGCCGGGGCUGGUGCUGCAAGUAUCGGCGGCGAUGGGCGUCCUCCACGACAUGUUCGGCACAGACAUCCCCGACCACUACUUCCUGGGCGGCCCGACCACGCUGCGCGGCUUCCAGCAGCGGGGAGUCGGCCCCCAUAGUGACGGACAAGCCACCGGCGGGAAGAUGUACUGGGCGGGCGGGCUGCACGUGUACACGCCGCUGCCGUUCCACCCGGGCCGCGGCGGGCUCGGGGAGCUGUUCCGCACGCACGCCUUCCUGCUGGCGGGCUGCCUGGCGCCCCCCGAGGAGGCCGCGUCCCCCCUGGAGGCGCUGUCGGCGGUGCGGCUGUCGUGCGGCGCGGGCGUGGCGCUGCGCCUGGGCCGCGUGGCGCGCCUGGAGCUGAACUACGCCGUGCCGCUGCGCGCGCGCGCCGGGGACGUGCCCGCGCCCGGCCUGCAGUUUGGCGUCGGCGCACACUUCCUGUAGGCGGGCGGCGCAGUCGCCGCUACAUGACAAGCACGCACGCGCGGGACACCACUACUGACUGUGAAAUUAUAUUUUAUCAAUACUAGACGUAUAAAUUAUACAGUUACUGCCAACAUUAAGGCUGCGCUUCCAUUGACGCGGAGCUGUGCGGAUAUGAGCAGGAAUCGACCAAUCACCGUUGACAGAGCGUCUUCGUUUUUCGCUCUCUCGCACGCUGUGAUUGGUCAAAUCCGCCCAUCUCCGCGUCAGUGGAAACCCGACCUAAGACACGUUUAUAUAAGGCGCGUGCACACUGCGACCGACCUGACCUUCUAGUCAAAACUUUUCACUCAUACAUAUUUAAACUCGUCAAUUUCCCGCCGGUGUAAGCAAAUCUAUGGAAUUCCACUUGCUUCCUGACACAUUUCUCUUGCUUCCUCCACAUUCAUUUUACGGGUAUUUAAGACUAAAGUGAAACCCAGACGGGGUGAGGUCGGCGCUUCAUACGAAUUUGGUGCGGGGGGGAAGUUACCGUUCUGUACGUAGUAUUAUUCUUUAUUUUAUGGUAAUAGGUCGCUCGCGUGUUGCACAACGCCAAAGGAUCAAAAUUAUAAGUGUCGUCGACAAUUUUGGGGUGGAAAUUACAAAUGUAAAGUAUCAAGAAUACGCGGUCCCCACAACAUAACAAUAUGAAUGCAAAUUCUACGUUUAACAUCGUUAAUGUUAUGUAUUUAACAACUUUAGUUGUAUUUUAGUUGUUGGAGUAAAAUAUAUAAAGCAGAUGUUUAGUUUUA